GCGCUCUCGGAGGGAGUCCCGGCCCGCCGGCACAGGGGACGAGGGCAGCAGCCGCGACUGCAGGCGGCGGCGGCGGCGGCGUGUGAGCAGGAGGAGGAGGCGGCGCCUGCCGCCGCUGCCAGGAGAGGAGGAAGCGGGGCUGGGAGGGGCCGGCUGAGGCGGGCGGGCGGGCGAGCGAGCGGACGGCGCUGGUCGCUGUCCUGGGUCUGGAAGGCGCUCCCACCAGCAGCCAGGCGGCGACCCGGCAUGGACUGAGGGGAGGCGGGGAGAGGGAGCGGGCCAGGAAGGCGGGCGGGCGGGCGCUUGCCAUGGGCCGCGCAUGAUGGGCUCUCCCGGCUCCAGCCCCCCGCCUCGCCUGCUGCAGAGGCUGCUCCUGCUCCUGCUCCUGGUCCUCGCCCGGCAACGACCCCUCCUCGCCGCCGGGGAGGCCAGAUUCGGAUGCUUAUUUGAGGAUGACCUUUGCAAAUCUUUUGAGAUCUGCAUAAAUGAUGGAGUGUUUGGGAGGUGUCAGCAGGUGCCAGUGAUAGAUGUAUAUAAAUAUGAAGUUUCGCCAGCCAUCUAUCAACGCUUGAGAAUUGUCUUAGAGAAGCUGUUGCACAGAGGUUUUAAUUGGCAAGAUGAUUACACACAACACAUUAUUGCCCGUGAACUCUCAACUCUCCAUAAGAUCCAUGACUGGCACUCUGAGACUUUCUCAUCGGAGGAAUCAGAUUCACCAAGGGCCUCAAAGCAGAGUGUGGAUAGCAACAGGUGGAAUUUCGGUUUGGACAAAGAUGGGAACUUUGCUAAGACUCCUCAGCAAUACCUGGCUUACCUGGAUAUUCUCUCUCAAUCUAGAACUCCAAAUUUAUAUUCCAGGAUAAAGGGCAACAUUCAAGAAGCUAUACUGCCUAGGUUGAUGCCAUCCCUCCUGACUCUAUAAUUAACUACAUGGUACAGAAUUCUAAAGGAAGAGCCUCUGGUUUGACACAUUCAACAGCAGCCCAGUCAAAAUUCACUGAAAACCUCCCAAUGAGAACCUUCAACCAACCCCAGAAAGAUAAAUUUCCAGUAAAGCCAGAAGACCAGUUUGAUAGAAAGGCUCUCUUGGCAGCAUUAAAUUCAUACGUUGCUCAGAAGGUGGCAACUAACAACCUAGAUGGAAGUUUUUCUCUUAGCAGGACUAAAGGAGUUUCCUCCUCUAGUAGUAUGCUGGAGCCUCCUCAGGCAGAUCAUCUUGAUGGGACAUUGCCAAAGGAGAAAACAGAAGAUUUUCAAAUGAGACCGUUGUUCCAACAAAGGCCUGGGUCUGGACUGGUGGUAUCUGGCUCUGCUCAGGGUGAUCUGAGAGCCCCUCUAACUACAGUGGAUGAAAUAUUUAUACAAGAUGUUCUGAGGAACUUGAAGAAACAUCAUGUGGAUGUAGAUAAAUUGGACCCCCCGGAGCUGGAUGAGAUGGCUGAUAUAAUCGCUGAUGCCAUUGAGGCUGUUGAUGCCGAUGAAGAAAAGAAAAAUGCUGCUGGGAAUCUUGAAGGGGAGGCGUUGGAAAAGGGUACAAAAGCAGAAGGAAAAACUGAUUAUGAGACAGGAUUAACGGAAGAAGGUUAUCAGAUGCAAGAUGCCAGAACACAGAAAGAUGAUGUCAGGGAUAAAAACAAGGAAAACCAUUUGGGUGCAAAACUAUUCAGUUUCCUGAAAAAGAAUGUGGCAAUGAAAAAUCUGUCUAAAGAACCUUUGCCCAACGAAUCUUUGAAAACAGAAAUCAAGAAGUCAGAGGAGUUAGAUUUCUCUUCCUCUGAAGAAGUGAAAGCUGGGAUUGAAAAUGUAAAGAGUGAAACUUUCUCAAGGGAAUUGAUAGCUGAAAAGAAGGCUGAGUUGGAACCAAACUCUGAAGAGCUGACGGAGCGUCAUCACUGGAUUAAGAAUACUUUGAUUCAAGAUGAAAGUACUUAUGAAGAAAUGCAAAAUAAGAUGGGUGGAGGCCUACAGCUAGACACAAAGUCUUCUAAAGAACAGGAAUAUGGUUACAUCGUGACAGAAAAAGACCCUCUGAGUGAGGAAAAAGGUUUGGAGUUAAUAAAAGACGUUGCGGACCUUCUGAAGCUGCCGAUGUCUGCCUUUGCUGAUGUCAAGGCAACUGUGGGCAGCCGGGCCAUCCUGUGGCUAAAGCGGCUGUCCCACUUAGUCCACUCCCCGGAGAAUGGGAGUAAGGCCGGAAGUUCCAGCAGCCAGGCAGGGGAAGGUGGGUUGGCAACAGGGGUCUCGGCGGGGGCCCUGCCCUGGGCGCAGGACAGGUACAAUAUAGCUGACAACAAAGAGAAACUUGAAAAAGCAACAGGGCUGAAAAUUUUGCAGAUCGGCAUGGGGGAGAAAAGCAAGCUGCAGUUUUUGCCCCACCAUGCUGGACAAGAAGAAGAUGCCACCAAAUUCAUCAUACUAACGCUCCUCUCCAUCGCUUGCAUUAUUGGGAUCCUUGUGGCUUCUGGGGUCAUCUACUGCCUCCGCCACAGCUCACACCACAAACUGAAGGAGAAGCUGGCUAGCUUGGGCUCUGAUUCUGGUUCAGAUGCUACAGCCGCUUAUCAGGAGCUAUGCCGUCAGCGUAUGGCAGUAAAAUCGUCAGAUCACCCCGAGCCUGUGCAUAAUUCUCGUAUCAAUAGCAUAUCUUCUCAGUUCAGUGAUGGGCCCAUCCCGAGUCCUUCUGCACGGAGCAGCACUUCUUCCUGGUGUGAAGAACCGGUCCAGUCUAACAUGGACAUCUCUACUGGUCACAUGAUACUGUCCUAUAUGGAAGAUCACUUGAAGAACAAGAAUCGUCUGGAGAAAGAGUGGGAAGCCCUUUGUGCUUAUCAAGCUGAGCCCAACGCAGCCACCAUUGCCCAAAGGGAAGAAAAUAUCCAGAAGAACCGCACACGGGAUAUAGUGGCAUAUGAUCAUUGCAGGAUAUGUUUGAAAGCUGAAAACAGCCAUGACAAUUCUGAUUACAUCAACGCAAGCCCAAUUAUGGACCAUGACCCUCGGAACCCUGCAUACAUUUCUGCUCAGGGCCCUCUGCCUUCUACGGUCACAGACUUCUGGCAGAUGGUCUGGGAAAACGGCUGUGUCGUUAUUGUCAUGCUGACACCCCUCGCCGAAAACGGAGUCAAACAGUGCUACCACUAUUGGCCAGACGAAGGGUCAAACCUCUACCACGUCUACGAGGUAAACCUGGUCUCUGAGCACAUCUGGUGUGAGGAUUUCCUUGUGAGAAGCUUUUACUUGAAAAACCUUCAAACCAACGAAACUCGUACCGUGACCCAAUUCCAUUUCCUUACUUGGCAUGACCAGAAAGUUCCUGGUUCCACAAGGUCCCUACUGGAUUUUCGCAGAAAAGUAAACAAGUGCUACAGGGGUCGUUCUUGUCCAGUAAUAAUUCAUUGCAGUGAUGGUGCAGGACGAAGUGGAACCUACAUCCUAAUUGACAUGGUUCUCAAUAAAAUGGCCAAAGGUGCUAAAGAGAUUGAUAUUGCUGCUACCCUGGAGCACUUGAGAGACCAGAGACCCGGCAUGGUCCAGACAAAGGAACAGUUUGAGUUUGCGUUGACAGCCGUGGCUGAAGAAGUGAACGCGAUCCUCAAGGCACUUCCGCAGUGAGCCACUCAUCGUCCUUGGAGGUUCUGAGAGAGAGAUCUCCGUUUUGUUAUCUUCGGUCCCUGUGAAUGUUGUUGGAAACCACAACCUGACCUUUACUGUGUGUCUUCUAUUGUAACCACGUAUUGAUAGGGUCUUUGCAAACUUCUAUUGCCAGUUAAAGUUCAACAGUUAACGUGUAUUUUGUUCUGGUCUUACGAUAUUCAAAAAUAAUAAUGCAUUGAGGCCUUGGUUUAAGAACAACCCCUCUGGUUCCUUUGGCAGCCUUGAAACCCUACAUUUCACAUGUCAGAAGCACACAUACCCUUUGUUCUUAGGAAAUAUGCAGUGUUGUGGGUAAACAAUACAUUCAGUGCAACUUCAGCAACAUAGUUUUGUUUUGUAACUUUUCAGGGUUGAAUAAAAGGAGCAAGGGGUGUAAUUUUUUUAAAAAAUAAAGCCUUGGGAUCAUUCUUGCAAAGGCCAGGCAAGUCCGCCGAACAAUGCCACGCGUGUUAGUAAACACAGGUCCACCGUCUCUUUUAAGAGCCCGUGCUGCUUCAUGCAGCGCCUUGGCAAGUGCAGGCUUUUCUUAACUGUUGUUUACUUUUAAACUUUGUGCAACUAAUAGAAGCAAAUCUGGGUCUAUCUCACAACUUGGAGGGAAAGUCCAUCACAUUAGAAGGGGCCCAAGGUUCCAAAGAGCACAGCAAACUUUUAUUGUGUAUCACUGCCAUAAUGGGGGGUGGGGGGUGCUGAAUAACGGAACUUCUCGAUGGGAGUUGAAAGCCCCCGUUGGCAGCUAGUUCAUUGUUGAUCUUUUUUCAUAGUUUUGAGGAGAAAAUGCAUUUAUUUGUGUGUGUUUAUCUCUUGAGACUCAUUUAUCAAAAUAUAUCCCAUUUUUAAAGACCAGAAAAGUGAUUUUUUUUUUAAAUGGCUUUCGGGCAUAUCUGAAUAAAACGCUUAGCACAGGUCUUCAAAAGAUGAAGUUGUUUGGCAGUUUUCAAUUUGCAGAAUAAUUCAAAGCUAUUGCGCCUUGCUUUGGAAUUCCAUUAUGAGUAGCCAUAUUAAUGUGAAUGGUACUACAUGCCAGCGAGUGCUUUCAAAAUUGCUGCUUGUGACUAAUAAUUCCCUUUGAAACACAGAGAAGGAAUGAUGUCCGGAUGUAUCCCUUUGCACACCAGAGGAAGUUGCCUUCAUCAUUUAUUGAUUCAAGACUGAGAUUUGCUUGAGAGUUGAAUCGAAGGGGGAAAAAGAUCAUUUGAAUCACGGGGCAGUGUGUUUAUGGGAGCUGUUUUGUUUUGCUUCAGGAUCAGUUCUGAGAUCUUGCACUUUCUAAAUGUCUUUUUUUUAAUUAAGAUUUUUUUUAAUCCGUAAUUUAGUUUGAUUUAGUUAGAACAGGAAGAUCAGAGUUUCUGGCAGAAUGAAAAAAGGCUGUAAUUCUUGAGCACAAUCCACCCAACUAAGCUGCAACAUUCACCAAUAAUGUCGAAGGGGUUCUCUGCAUGGGGAUUUCCAAACCAGCUGCCACUUCUGGUCUCCGCCCCCCAUGCAGGCCCCCUGAGAUGAGAGUGUUCGCAGAAUCGGACCCAUUCUCUUCAUUGCUUUAAUGUAAUUGUGAAUACAAGAGAUAUUUUAUAGGAAUUAAAAGGACUCUUUCCCCAAAAGCUCUCAAUGUGUUAACUUCACUGUGUAGACUUCUGCUCCCUGUUCUUGGCACGUGUUAAGUGCUUGGCUUGCACAUUUCAUCACCAGAGUGGUAUCAUGAAGCUGUUCAAGCCGUCCCUUCUCUUCCCAUUCCAUUUGCUUGCUGUACAUUUCACCACAUGUUUGUUCUGUGGCAUCAGCAUUUCAGAGCCACUUUAGUAAUAAGUAAAACAAAGUAAUGGGAUAUGAAUAAGAAAAUGGCCUCUUCAUUAGGUAAUUUAAGCUUAACAGGUUUCCUUUUAUUACUUUUAGCAGCCACAGAACAGGAGUUUGGGGAAGGCAGAAUCGGUUGAAACACUUAUCUGCCAGCAUUUGGAAUGAGAUUUACUGGAGAUAAACGAUGCGCAGUGGGGUUUUGCAAACUCAUGUAGCAGCAUCCAAAUCGCAGUGUACAUUCUAAAGAGGCAGGUGUGGCUUGUGGCUUUUCAUUAGGAAAUGGAAUGCUGUCAAGACAUGUUGUUGGUCCCUCAUUAAGUAGCUCCCGUAACUUUAGGGCAUAAUGAGGAUUCAUGUUUUUGGGGAGCUGGUAAAGUGAGAUCUUAAUAGCCCCCUUCUCAUGGAGGGUAGGUCUGUCAGUGCCUACUAGCCUUGGUGGUGACUAAAGGGAACCUCCACAUUCAGAGGCAGUCAGCCUUUGAAUCCAAGUGCCAGGAGGCAACAUGAGGGAAGGCCUGACCUCUAAGCCCUAUUGUUGGACGCUGUGCGAGACAGGAUGCUGGACUAGAUGGACCACUGGUCUGAUCCAACAGGACUCUUCUUGUGUUCUAUUCAGCCCAACUGAAAUGGGAUCAGAUGAGCUAUUCAGUUUGCAAGCCUGACUUCCCAUGGUGAAAGUGAAUUGUUUUGGGAGGAGUGUGUGAUGCAACGCUAUUAUUCCUCCCUGCCCCCCAAUUGUGCUCAAUUGUUUGAAUUACUUUGACCCACCUGGCUCCAUUAAAAUAAGCCAGUAAGGCCGAAAGAGAAUGGAGUUCAUCAAGGCAAGGAAGAAGUAGUUUUCCUCAACCAGUUGCUCAAGUUUAUUUUUUAAUGUAAAUACAUUAACUUGGAUUCUCCUCUCACAUCUAAUUUGGCCCUUUAAAAACUCAGAUCUGUGCAUUCUGUUGUAAUUAGCCCCUCUAUUAUCUUUCUUGGCCCAAACAGGCCAGUGUUCUAUCUGCAACAAGCUACAUGCUGAAAAUACUUUAUAACUAUUUACAGAACAUUCUAAAAAGAAAAAAAAAGUCCCUGGCGAUGUAAACUUUGUCAGUUAAUCAGCAAGUGAUGCUUGGUACAGAAAUUAGUAAUUGGCCACACUCUCGGCAUAUUCCUCCUGUAAAACCGGUACAGCAACUGUGCCAAUUUUAGCUUUAGUCGCCUGUAAAAUUAUCUUGUUAUGCCUAACUUUAAACUUAAAGGGCUGGGAUCUCAUUCUCUGUGGCACUAAUUGGAUAGAUUUCUUUUCCUGUGGAUAUCAGCUGACAUAAUCUCAACUAAAUAAUAUAUGGGUUUUUUUUUUUUCUUCAAGAUAGAAUGUUAGUUUCAUAACAUGGCCUAGCAGGGCAUAAAGGACGUAGCCGAGGAUCUGCAGUGGAGGGUCAUCCUUCUUGAACCAUUAUUUAUAUUCCCACAUUCAAAAUGACCACACAGACAGAACUUUACAAGUGAAAUCCGGCAUACUCAAUACCUUUUGUGUGUCAAAAUAUUGUUUGAGAUUGUCCCUGGUAUAAUUCAUUCUGUUAAAGAUUAACCCUCCAUCACAGCCAUCCUAAAUAAUUUCAUCUUUCUAACCUCAUUGCCUUUAAUGGGAUUAGAAGGGCAUACCUCUGCUGAGAGUGGCAUCGUAAGCCUGCAGUUUUGUGUGCCCAUUCAGUAUAUUGUUAGUGCAGUUGUAAGCUGGGUGACUCUUGAACACCUGUGGACUAAGAAGGGCAUAACAGUUUAUUAUUAUUACUGCUAGUAUAGCAUCUCCAAGAACAUUUUACAAAUACCAAACAUUCUCUUAGUCUUUUUGUUCCUGUAACGUUCACUCUUCUUCCUCACUGUCUCCCUUUGCGGCUUACUAAAACCAUAGGUGCAAAGUUAUCAUGCUAUGAAACUGGGACGUAUUUCAGAGUAAAUAUGCAGAGAGUCAGACCAGGUAACCCUUAAGAGAGCAUUUCUUCAGUUUCUUUUGAAGCCGUUUCAUUGUUCAUUGUUGGUAACGUUUGCAAUUCAUCUUUAUUUUAUAUUUUCUAGUGUAAACCAACCCAGAAGCUUUGACCCAGAGGCACAGGGUGAGCUGAAGUGAGAUGCUUGCAGAUGGCUUCAAAUGUCCAUCAGCACUGGCAGCACUGAGCUCCCCUUAGGGGAAUGGUGGCGGUCUCAGCCAACCCCUACAGUGGCCUUCUCCAUCUUGUUUGGUGUCUCAACACCAACCACUGUUCAGUAUUGCUUGGGAACAGUGUGCAUUGCCCAAGUGCACCCAAUGUGGUCAGCCAAUUUGGGCACAUGUGUAGGGGGCUCUGUGUAGAUGUCAUCUACUGAAUCCAGGUGAAAUUAUUUCAGUAAGGACCAGUCCGCUAUACUGUUGAAGUAACUGACUCUUGAGGUCGGUAUCUCAAGGUCAUUCUUGCUCAGCUGUAGUGCUGAAAGCGUGGCUGUUCAUUGCUCAGAAGCGUGGUGGGAUUGCUAAGUGUGCCAUUCUGAGGCAGGGUAGAAACACUGGAUGUACUUAAAGUAGUUAUUUAUUUCACUGCUUUUUUGCAUCUGAUAUUGCUCCAACAUUAUUCAGAUUCUAACUGGGCCCAAAAUAGUCUACCAAGUGGCUGAAACCAGUAAGGCAGUUCUAAUUAGAUCAUUGUCCUCAUCUUUGUUAAAGAUCUGUCAUUCAAUAGAAAAAUACUGAUUUGCUGGCACCUUGCCAGUUAAAAAUUUAUUGGACAUUGGAGUCCAAAGUAUAUGACAAAUAUUCAGAUUAAAAUUUACCUAGACUUCAAACUGGUGGCCAGAGUUUACUUUUCAUAACUCCUUGAUCGGAGGGGGAAAGGAGCUAUGCUUUAAACAGUUUGGGCUUGCAGUCACUGAGGGCAUUUCUUAAUUGGCUGCAAUGUCAUCCAAAUACAAGGAUAUUUUAGUUUUUCUGUGCUGGCAAAUUGCCAGCUUUUGCCGUAUUUCAACUUCCCAUGCAAUUAGUUAAAUGGAAAGUACAAGGUGCAGUGGGAGGGUUUCCCCCCUAUUUCCUUCAAUAAGUACAAAUGAGAGAAGCGAAGAAAAGUUGUUCAGGGCAAGAGCAAAGAGCCAUCUAUUCCAGUGUCCUGUUUCUGCCGUUGGCCAACCCAGCGCCUCUGGGAAGCCCACCAGCGAACUGUGAGCGCCUGCCUUCUCCCAAGGCAUUUGGAUAUUGCCCGUCCCCGAAGCAAUAAUCUUUUGGUCUCUUUCAUAGAUGAUAAUUGUGUUAAUCUUGCAUUAUCUUUUUAACUAUCUUAUUUUUUAAAAAACCUAGCGAAUUUCAUUAUAACAGAUGGUAAGAUUUUAUAAUCUCUAUUUAGCAACCAAUUUUUAUAUUUGCCAACUAUUUCAGUGUAUAUCAACACUAUUAUCUUGAUUCCAACAACCUGUCAUCUUAUUACAAACCAGGUAAUUAUGGCAAAGAUCAGUCAAACCUGAUAGCCUGAGCCGCCACAGUGUGGUAGCAGCUCACGGGCAACGGGAGGCAGUCUAUCUCUGUAACAAACAAUGGAGUUAGAACCCUAGACCAUAGGUGUCAAACUCACGGUCCUCCAGAUGUUAUGGACUCCAGUUCCCAUCAUCCCCUGCCAGCAUGAUGCUGGCAGGGGAUGAUGGAAACUGGAGUCCAUAAAAUCUGGAGGGCCGUGAGUUUAACAUCUGUGCCCUAGACCAUCCCAACGCACUCUGCCCUGAGGCUGUUGCCGCACCCGUGUUCUCUACUAUACUCGGCAAAGGUUUUGGGAGGCUAACCUCAACUGAAGCCAGGAGAUUCUGAGGUUUCGUUCCCCCCAAACCAUAUCUUCAUGGACUCUGCAUUUCUGGGAUGCCAGGGAUUGUGUGUGUGUGUGUGUGAAAGCCAAAACCAUUUCACUUCAGCAAAGCCACGGGGUGUUUCCCAGGCAAGCAAUAUUUGGAGGGCCAACUGCAGAGAACAGGCCAACAUAAGCUUCCCUAAGUCACCCAACCCCACAAGCACUUCUGUCAUAGAAAAACAGCUCCUACCCAGCUGCGCAAGAAGGCCACUUGGGUUAUUCUGCAUCCCAUAAGCAGGUAUGCUGUUGCAGCCAUUCCAACCACCACCUCCCCCAGACCUUCAGGCCUUGGGAGGCAAGGUGGGGGGAGAAGCAGAAAGGAUUAUCUCCCUGCCUCCCUUCCCUGUUUCUCAAGCCACACGGGGGUAGGGGGAAUAGCCCAAUCCUCCAUGUGGGGCUCAGCUAGGAUCGGGGUGCCUUCCCUGUUUCCAACACUGCACAGGGCUUGGAAAACAAGGGGGAGACAGUCUCCUCCUCUCCCCCACCCCCCAUCUAGAGCCCAUUUUAUUUCAUUUUAAAAUGGACUCCACUGCUAAUAUUUUAAUAUUUCAUUUUGGUGAUUCCUUUGCUCGAGGCUGGUCCAGCUGCCAUUGCUUAAGUUGUGGACUUCCCAUACUGAAUAAAUCAAGAGGAGUCGCCUUUGAGACUGAGAUUUUCUCAAAAAAAAAACACCCUUUGAGAUUUUCUAAACCUGUUUCAUGAAGUCCAAACAGGGGCUUCUUAGAACUGUGAAUUGCCAUAACCUAGAGAUUCUAUUCAGGGCCGUUUGCUGGUUGUUUGCUCAGAACGGUUUUUCAUCCCAAGGCAGUCAACAAGAAAUGAGUGAAGCCGACCCCCGGCAGCUAUUGAAACUCUAGGGGGAAAUUCUGAUUGUGCAUCUCUCCUAAACUGCAUGCAUAAUACCAGCCCAACACGUCUCACUAAGGAACGACAGCAAUAUUACCUGCAAUUUGAGGUUUUGUGCUUUAUUAAUCAAGUAGAACAUUAAUAUAAAACAAACCUACUUCAUAAUUACUGAAAUAGACCUUAAUUAUUAAAAAGGAACAAAACCUGUUUAUUGAAAUUGAAAACAAGUAUUAGAUGAGUUUUGCUACAGAACAAUCAUUGUGUUUUUAAUUUACAUUCUCUCCCCCCCAGCCCAGCCCCCCUUUGAUUAGUAAAUAUUCUUUUGGGAGGCAGCUGCGAUCAUUCACUUUUUCAAAGUGUAGAGUUUCUAGGAGUUUGCUUUGCCUACCCUGUGUGGAUUAGACGGUGAUGCUUUCCUGCUAAAAAAUUCAUUUGGCAUUUGAAAAUCUUUUCAUCAUGUUAGGCUUCUGGAAAAACUCAAUAUCCCAUGCAGACAAUGAUAAAACCCAAGAUGCUUCACCCUAAUUAAAAGUAUUGCACAUUUUCCUUGGGUUGCUGCUUCUUAAGGAAACACGACACCAGCAGGGUUUUAGCUGUGGGUGGGAUCUCCUAAGCGUGGCUGCUGGAGCAGCUGGGUCUAGUCCCGGGUUCCUCCGCAGCCUCCACUGCUAUGAUGUUAACACAGCCCAGCACCCCCCGCCCCCUUUUGGUGGAUCGCACCUCACGGAUCGUCUGCAUGCUCUUUGUACUGUACCCAAUCACAUAACUCGUUCAGUUUCUAAAAGGUUUCUCUUGCGCAUUUAAAAACGUUAAGAUUAUUUAUAUGUAUAUAAUUUCAAAGGUAUAUUAUUAUACAAAGUAUUUUGUUCUACCUCUGUAAAAAAAAAUCUCACGUGUGAAUAAAGUUAUGCUGUCUGUGGCGUUUAGUGAAUACUGCAAAAUGA
This is a messenger RNA of Sphaerodactylus townsendi, 11083 nucleotides long. RefSeq names its product protein tyrosine phosphatase receptor type N2 (gene PTPRN2). Gene Ontology annotation, cellular component: secretory granule. The transcript is spliced from 23 exons. NCBI's taxonomy places the organism in Eukaryota, Metazoa, Chordata, Lepidosauria, Squamata, Sphaerodactylidae. Gene Ontology annotation, biological process: protein dephosphorylation. The record is from RefSeq and is a predicted model, not a curated record. Gene Ontology annotation, molecular function: protein tyrosine phosphatase activity. The coding region runs from base 931 to 3612 and encodes 893 amino acids.